AUGUCAAAGUAGACCAACUGUAGAAGUGACACCUAUUUAUGAUUUAACUGGUAACCCAAUUUCUAAUGGUAAAGCUCAUAUUUUGCACCUUUAUCGUUCUCUCUUACGAGCAAGUAAAACCUUUUCAAGUUACAAUUUUAGUGCUUAUGCAUACCGACGAACAAGAGACUCAUUUCAUGAACAUAAAAAUGAAGCUAAGCCAGAUAAGAUUAUAGAACUUGUUAAGAAGGCUGAACAUGAAUUAGCAAUUUUGCAAAGACAAGGAUAUUUAAAUAGUCUUUAUGCUGUUGACAAAUUGGUAGUAGAGCAAAGCAAUAGACAAAAAGUUCUUUAA
Molecule: messenger RNA, 334 nt
Organism: Dentiscutata heterogama
Lineage: Eukaryota; Fungi; Glomeromycota; Glomeromycetes; Diversisporales; Gigasporaceae
Source: the annotation of a GenBank genome assembly